Molecule: messenger RNA, 1965 nt
Organism: Drosophila elegans
Lineage: Eukaryota; Metazoa; Arthropoda; Insecta; Diptera; Drosophilidae
Product: mucin-5AC
Source: RefSeq, a predicted model, not a curated record
UUCGAACGAGUUUGUCUAUAUAAAAAGCGAAGUCUAUCAAGAGCACAUCAGUUGAUUUGGCAUCACCAUGGCUUCGUUACUAAAAAAUAUUAUUUGUAUAACUUUUACCUUCCUAAUUGCCUAACAAGCAUAAGUAUCUGCCAGGAGGAGAAUCAUCAUUCCUUGACUCUGCAGACAGCCCCUACCGGCAAUCAACCAGCAGUAGGACACAUAUUUGAAUUCCAAGUUCCGAUUCCCAUCAAGCUAAGCUACGGCAAUCAACAAGUUAACAAAAAAAUCAGACCCCUGACAGGAGAGUUAGAAGACCAAAUAGAAAAAAGAAUCAAUGAAAUGAGGACUGAGGGCAAGGACUCUACAUAUGAAGAUUAUGAUGAGCCUUCUCCCGACUUCGCCCUAAAAAGAUUCUGGGGAAAAUGGCGACGAAAAUCAACCACAACUACAACACGUGACCCAUCUACUCCAAUGACAUCAACUACUACAACAAAAUCUCCAACAACAUCCGACGCAAUCCCGACUACCACGACAACAACUACACAAGCACCAACAACAUCUGAUGCGAUUCCAACUACUACAACAACAACAACUCAAGUUCCAACAACCUCCGAUGCAAUUCCGACAACCACAACAACAACAACACAAGCACCAACAACAUCUGAUGCAAUUCCAACUACUACAACAACAAUAACACAAUCCCCAACAACCUCCGAUGCAAUCCCGACUACUACAACAACAACAACACAAGCUCCAACAACAUCCGAUGCGAUUACAACUACUACAACAACAACCACACAAGCUCCAACAACAUCUGAUGCAAUACCAACUACUACAACAACAAUAACACAAGCUCCAACAACAUCCGAUGCAAUCCCGACUACUACAACAACAACAACACAGUCGCCAACAACAUCCGACGCAAUCCCGACUACCACGACAAUUACACAAGCACCAACAACAUCAGAUGCGAUUCCAACUACUACAACAACCACAACUCAAGCUCCAACAACCUCCGAUGCAAUUCCGACAACCACAACAACAACACAAGCACCAACAACAUCUGAUGCGAUUCCGUCAACCACAACAACAACAACACAAGCACCAACAACGUCUGAUGCAAUUCCAACUACUACAACAACCACAACUCAAGCUCCAACAACCUCCGAUGCAAUUCCGACAAUAACAACAACACAAGCACCAACAACAUCUGAUGCAAUUCCAACUACUACAACAACAAUAACACAAUCCCCAACAACAUCCGAUGCAAUUCCGACAACCACAACAACACAAUCUCCAACAACAUCCGAUGCAAUCCCGACUACUACAACAACAACAACACAAGCUCCAACAACAUCUGAUGCGAUUCCAACUACUACAACGACAACAACACAAGCUCCAACAACAUCCGAUGCAGUUCCAACUACUACAACAACAAUAACACAAGCUCCAACAACAUCCGAUGCUAUUCCAACUACUACAACAACAACAACAAAGGCCCCAACAACAUCCGAUGCAAUUCCGACAACCACAACAACACAAUCUCCAACAACAUCCGAAAUCCCGACUACUACAACAACAACAACAACACAGUCGCCAACAACAUCCGACGCAAUCCCGACCACCACGACAACAAUUACACAAGCACCAACAACAUCUGAUGCGAUUCCAACCACUACAACAACCACAACUCAAGCUCCAACAACCUCCGAUGCAAUUCCGACAACCACAACAACAACAAUACAAGCACCAACAACAUCUGAUGCAAUUCCGACAACCACAACAACAAUUCCAACUACUACAACAACAAUAACACAAGCUUCAACAACAUCCGAUGCGAUUCCGACUACUACAACAACAGCAACACAAGCUCCAACAACAUCCACAGCACUUCCAACUUUUAUAACAACAACUACAGAAUUUCCAACGACUUCCACAGCAAUUCCGACUACUAUAACAACACCAAAAGCGUAA